Messenger RNA from Coturnix japonica (Japanese quail), 2851 nucleotides. RefSeq names its product migration and invasion inhibitory protein (gene MIIP). Lineage: Eukaryota; Metazoa; Chordata; Aves; Galliformes; Phasianidae. The record is from RefSeq and is a predicted model, not a curated record. Gene Ontology annotation, biological process: negative regulation of G2/M transition of mitotic cell cycle; negative regulation of cell migration.
GCAGCCCCGGGAGGCGGAGCCGCUGACCUCGCGCAUGUCCGGAGGCCGCUGCGCUGCAGGAACGGCGGAGGGGCCGGGGCUGCCCGGGGGAAGCCCGGAGCGAGGGCGGGGAUCCCCGGCUGUGCGGAGCAGGAGAACACGUCCAUAGGAUGGAGUCAGAGCACCUCAGGCUGCGUCAGGCCAACCAGGAACUUCUGCAGAGGCUCAGAAUGAAGCAGGAAGAGAUAAGAAAAAGUCUUCCCAGCAAGCCACUUCUUCCAGCAUCUCUUUGUAACAGAGCAACUACUGAAGCAUCUGUCCCCUUGCCCAAGAGAGGGAAGGAAAAUCAAGUUGAUCGUGUGUCAACAAAGCACGAUCCUGCAACGCUGACGUCUGUGGAACCCAGAGCUUGCACAGCCAGAGCAGCCCUCUGUUCAACACUCAAACACAGCAGCAGUGACAGAGGGGUGCAGCAACAAACAAAGAUGCAGGAAUCAGUUUUGCAAUCCAGCUUUCCUGAUAAAGAGAAAAAUCUCAUCCCUGUGUCUGCAGUCAUUACAAGUAAUGGAGAAACUUGCAGAGUGGAUGGGGAUAGCCGUGCUCAAGGAAGUGUAGAGGAAGACUCCUUCUUUCUUGGACAUGGGAAGAACAGAAGACAGACCACUCUUCCACAUGGUCCCAGUGAGAACGAUGAGCUUAAGAGUCAUUUGGACCCAUCAGCAAAUAAAGUACAAAGCGAAGAGACCUCCAAGGAAACCACAACACCUAAAUCAAUCCUGCUGACAUCUCAGUCCAAAGAAUUGAAGAAUGAAGCUGGUCCUGUGACUUUUCAAGCUGAACCUGAAGAAUAUACUGUGCCUGUGAGUAGCUGGUCCAUACGUCCGUUCCUGGGCUAUGACUGGAUUGCAGGGCUGCUGGAUACAAACUCUUCAGUAGCAGAAAAAUCUGAUCAGUAUUUUGCUGAGCUGCAUGAGUUUCGACAGGCCAACAAAGAAGCAUGUAUCUCUGAGCAGCACAUGGAGACAGAGCCUCUGGACUACAUCAUUACUGAACAAGAUUUGACAGCCAGUUCCCAUAAAUGUGUUUACUGUUACCGAUUAAACGAGCGCCUCUUUCCUGUCCCUAUGGAUUCAGAUUCUGCCUGUCCUGUAUGUAAGGUCCCACGUACUCACCAGCCCCCAGAGACACUGGAAGAGCCAGCCUAUGUCAGGGUCAGCAUUCCCAGGUCUACCCUUAUGCCUGCCUACAAAUACAAAGCUCACUCCAGGAAAAGCUUUGAACCAGCAAACAGUCUAGCAUUACCUUCGCAUUGCCUGGUUGGCUGGGAAAAUACCAUUCCUUCCAGUGAGCCAAAAGUCAGCAGCUUGGAUCUGCGAGCUUCAUUGAAAGAGAAACCUUCUCACCAUUCUCACCCGAACUUGGUGUCCGGAGUGUCAGGAGGAACCAGAACUGACCAGCUCUAAACCUGACCUACUCAACGCUCUUCAGAUUAAGCAGUGAUUCUCAGCAGAGGGAUCAAAACAAACAUGGACACUGCUGAGCAGCUUCACUUUUAAAUCCUGUUGCCUCAACUGUGGACCACUGACUUUGUUGGACCUGGGGAAGAGAAGGGGGCGGGGAGAGGGAACAAGUUAAUUGGGUUAAAAAUAAAUCCUCAAACAAGGAGGUAUUUUCUAAUUUUUGUAGUCAUAUGAGCAAGCAAUCCACUUACUUGAAUGUACUAAUUCAUGGCUUUUCACUUUGCACAUUUUGCAGCUACUUCUAAGCAGAUGCACAAGCUUUCUUACCUAAGGCUUUAUAAAGAGAUGUGGACUGGACAACUAGGAGGACCAUAGCAAUAGAUGUAUAUGGAGUUCAUCUGCCAUUUCAGUUAAGCAAACCAGAAAUGCAGUGUUAUCUGAGAACGCCAGGGCAAGGAAUUAGCUUGUGAAUGGCCUUGUUCAGUGGGAAGCAUACAAAUAUGCUUAUUUUCAAACACGUUAAGCAUAACAAACACAAAUUGCUAAUGCCUUAAACUUGAGGUACUCAACAAUGUAGUUAAAAAGUCUAGUUUAUCUUCAGUGCCUGUAGCUACAGGGCACAUUACAGAGUAAUCAUAAACCUGGAAAAGCACUUUUUAUGACUCAAAAGCCUAGAAAAUGCCUUAAGAUAUUUGCAAGUUACUCUUUCCUCUAUUUUUCCAAGUUAUUUUUGGAGGUUAGCAAAAAAGCUUUGUGGAGAAACAGCUUAAGAACAAAAGCAACAUGUUCCGUAUGGUAUGAUUUGUUGGAACUUCAUGGUACGAUCUUUCCCUGUCUAAAAAUGAUAAAAACAGAUGUCAUGUUUUGUCUCCAGUAAUUCUGAAAGAUAAAUUCCUUUCAUAAGAAUUCUGGAAGUUAUUGUGAAAUCUGGACUAGUAAUUGCGUUCGUAAGCUUUAAAUCAAGUUUAUUGGUAGGCGCUGGCUUCACAGAAAGCUUUGGGUUUGCACCAGUAUUUUCAGCUUCUUGUCAUUCGGUGUUAAUUAAGGUACCCAAUACUUUAUAAAACAAAUGUAUGGAUAGACUUUUUUAAGCAAGGGAGCAGUGUUGCAAAUGUAUGAAGUCUUACUAUGUGACUGGAAUGGAAAGCAAAUGGCACGACUGACUAGUUAUGUUUUGGGUUGAAUAUUUAGGAUAAAGUGAAAGGAAUUGGUCGCAUUCUUUCCCUUAAAGCACAAUCCCAAGCUAUCUCUCUCUUCGUAAUGGUUUUUACUAUGUUCAUGCGUGCUCUUUCAGAUGGAGCUUCCCAGAAGUACUCGGUCUCAAAGAAUAUCUAUUGAGAUAAAUUGAUAGAAUCAUCUGAGCUGUCCCAUGUGCCCUUAUUGCUAAUAAAACUGAAAAUUUCAAUUUCACA